GCUUUUCACCUGGAAUACUAAAAGAAUAGCAUUAAACCUUUAGAAGUCCAUCAAUCAUUCUCGCCUUUUGAUAAUAGUUGCUGCUCUUUUUCUUUCACUUCCCUGACAUCAGACCUCAACCUCUCUCUUUCUCUGUCUGAUAUAAUCUUAUCUCAAUAAUAAUACCUUCAACUUUUAUAUUCCGUAUGCCCCUCUUCUUCUCACUAUAUUUGGCAAAACCUACAAAAUACCCACACCUCUUUUUCAAUCUAAUAAUCAUAAUCAACUCGAAGCAGUUGCGAAGACUACUGAAGCUACUUCAGGAAUAAGAUAUAGUGCUUUGAAAAAACCGUUGAUGAGACAUGGAACCUCCAAAUAACAUAUUCGAAUCUGAAGAAGAAUUCGAAAUCUCCCCAACAUGUUCACCCAUAACACUCGACCUAACCCUCGGCUUCAAUGACAUGCCGACACCUGGCACAGAAACGGGGCCCACAAACACCCCACCGCGUGUUUUCUCGUGCAAUUACUGUAAGCGCAAGUUCUACAGCUCACAGGCAUUAGGAGGGCAUCAAAAUGCACACAAACGAGAGAGAACGAUGGCAAAAAGAGCCAUGAGGAUGGGGAUGUUCUCUGAAAGAUACGCGAGCCUUGCAUCUUUGCCACUUCAUGGAUCGACAUUUCAGAAUUUGGGUAUCGAGACACAUGCCUCGUUGCUUCAAGGAGUUCAAGCUAUGAGAGGUGGAGCAAGAUUUGACCAAAGCUAUGUAGGGAUACCGGUGUGUAUGGCGGAUAAUGAAGUUGAACCGUUUUGGCCGGGUAGCUUUAGACAGAUCGAUGGCAUUGGUGAUUCGAGUAAUAACGUUUCAAAACACUCGGAAAUUACUCCACCACCUGAUCUUACUUUAAAACUUUGACUUUUUUUGGUCUGUGUAUCCAUUUGUUAUGCAACACAUGACAUGAUAUGACAUAACAAAACAAAAUAAACUGGUAUUGUAAUUGUUGUGCAUGAUAUGACAUAACAAAACAAAACAAACUGGUAUUGUAA
Lactuca sativa (garden lettuce) is the source of this 1024-nucleotide messenger RNA. NCBI's taxonomy places the organism in Eukaryota, Viridiplantae, Streptophyta, Magnoliopsida, Asterales, Asteraceae. The record is from RefSeq and is a predicted model, not a curated record.